AUGGAUCUUCCGUCAGCAAGCUUCUCUUUUUUCCUCCCGUCUGUUUACGAUGGCAACAAGCUCGAAUGCCGCAUUUAUCUCCCGCCCGCGCUCCAAAAUAUACAAUCAGCAACAACCUGGUUCAACCGCGGUGCCAUUGUUGCGCAUCCAUAUGCAACUCUAGGAGGAUGCUACGAUGAUCCAGUCGUGAGUUUCAUCGGUAGUGAGCUUCUACAAGCCGGGUGCAUCGUGGGGACCUUCAACUUUCGGGGAGCUGGUGAUUCUGAAGGAAGAACAAGCUGGACUUCAAAGCCUGAGCUUGGUGAUUACGUGUCGUUCUACGGAUUCAUGUUGCAAUAUCUGCACUUCCUCAAGCUCGCAUUGGCCCCGAGGGGGGAAGUAGACUCUUUAAGGACCCCCAAAAGCACAGAAGAAGUUGAGAAUAAGUCAGAUAUCCAUGUGAUUCUUGGUGGCUAUUCAUAUGGAUCUUUGAUUGCCUCACAUGUACCGACUCUGGAUACUAUGCUCGACCUUUUCCAAUCCGCGUCAACGACAAUCUCUACGAACAAAGCAACGCCCAUACAAGAGAUUAAGAGCACAGCAAAACGAAUAGCCGCAUUGUCCCUGGAGCAACUUCAAAUGAGUCACAGUCUGACCGAUUCCCCAGACCUCCGUGCAUUGACGACAUCCAUCUCCUAUCUGCUCGUGUCUCCGCUAUUGCCCCCAAUUAGCCAGUUACUGACUGUAUUCUCGACCUUAUCGCUGAAUUUGAAAACGGAGACGCCUAAAGGUUCUCACAUCCCCUGCCCGCGUCCAGCAGACCAACAGAGCACGCAUCGCACCCUUGCACUGUUUGGGGACCAGGAUACCUUUACCUCCGUUGGGAAAUUGGAGAGGUGGUCAGGCGAUAUGGUGCACAUGCCAUGCAGUCAGUUCCAAUUUCGGAUGAUCGAUGGGGCAGGCCACUUCUGGCGCGAGAAUGGGGUCGAGGUGCGGGCAAGACAUGCACUUAAGGAGUGGCUCCGUGAAAUAUGA
Messenger RNA from Penicillium expansum, 1014 nucleotides. RefSeq lists its product as uncharacterized. Bases 1 to 1014 code for a protein of 337 amino acids. The transcript has 2 exons. The record is from RefSeq and is a predicted model, not a curated record. NCBI's taxonomy places the organism in Eukaryota, Fungi, Ascomycota, Eurotiomycetes, Eurotiales, Aspergillaceae.